AGUAAGCACAGCUUAUUGAUACUGAGGCAUGGAAUAAACGCCACUAUUUCAGGCUUCUCUAUGAUAUUUUACAUGGGAAAGUUUUACAUGUACAGUGCACUCGCUCGUUUUGCAGGUUUUCACAAAAUGGCGCCAAAACAUGGGAGAAUUAUUCUUGCAUCUGUUUUUCUGUGGCUCUUCCUCUCUUGGAUGAACUGCCAAACUGUUGUGGCACAACUGACAGUAGACGAAGGGCCACAGGAUGCCCAGGUUCGUAUCAGCCAAGAAGUAACUUUCGUCUGUGACUUGAGAAACGUGGAAGGGUAUGAGGUGUUUUGGUUUCAUCAGCAGAGAAAUAUGUAUCUUACCAUUGGAAGACCAGUAAAUGCCGAUUUAAUGCCAGCAGAGCUACGAGAUCGCAUGUCUGUCGUUGGUAGAGCGGAUCAAGAGGAAUUUAGUUUGCGGAUUGAGAAUGUACAAGGUGCCGAUGGUGGGGAUUAUUUUUGCCAAUAUGGCUUACCCUCUGAGAUGGUGAAAAAUGCAGGUAUAGCAGUACUUACUGUUUUGAUCCCUCCCAGCCUGGAGUCACCUUAUUGUCAAGUUGAUCUAAUAUCAGGGACCCGGGGUGAUCGCUUUGAAGUGGGUGAUGAGGUGAAUUUUUACUGCUACCAGACGGAUGGGAAUCCCCCUCCAGACCUCACACUUUUAAGAGGUUAUAACCACCUGGCCGGUCCGAGUCGUACGGUCACUCACCGGUACCUGCUCACCGGAGAUGACAAUGGCGUGACUUUCACUUGCAUCAUGACCACACCUGCCUUGGAUGAGCCGCUUAACUGCUCUGUGAUGCCGCUAAGAAUCUUACCGAAUGCCACCAUUCUGCCAGCACUAUCCACGGCUGACGAGGGAGACCAAGCAUCGUUUGAAUGUUACGGUGAGGGAGAGCCUAUCAUCGCUAACUACAGAUGGAGGGUAGCAAGUGUUGAUACUGGAGGGAUUUUACCGGCAGAUAGGUACUCAGUGUUUGAAAAUGGCCGAUCCAUGGAGAUAACAGUGAUGGAGAAUCUUGAAUUAAUAUGCAUUGUCAGUGUGCCAUCUGGACUGUAUGGUAAUACCACCGCGAGGGUUGAAGUAGUCAAUAGGGAACAGACAAUGAGUGUCAGUUGGUUACUCACAGAUAAACCCUCCAAGGAACCACCCUGCACUUGUCCCCAGAAUGAACAAUUAUCUUCAGUCUCUGUGGCUUUGAUUGUGGUUGUGUUGGUCCUAGCAGUAGCAGUGAUUGUCCUCAUCAUCUUGCUUGUGUGGCAAAGAAAACAUUACCGGAAGUCUACAAGCCCCCCAGCAGGACCGAGAAUGACGCGAGCAGGCCAUGAGUAUGAUGAUGUCCAAGAUGCGGCAGAGCAAGGCCAAGAAAUGCAAGACUCUGCUUAUGCUGCGGUCCAGGAAGAUGGGGAUGGUCCUAUCACCUCUGAGUACCUGGAACUGCAGGAUUCUCCUACGUGCAAGGAAAGCCUCGAGUAUGCUUAUGCUUCCUACCCAGAGCGCAAGAAUGAUCCUACUGCAUCCAGAGGCAAAAUUGGCAAGGCUGUUCCACACCCUGUCAAGAUAAAGAAGCAGAGCCUGAGAGUUCCUAUGCAGGACGCAUCUGGGUAUGAAUUGCCAUCCAAGCUAGCAGCAACCAUCAAAUGAAAAAAACAGAAUGUAAAAGUUGUGUUCCCUGUGCUC
Patiria miniata (bat star) is the source of this 1704-nucleotide messenger RNA. RefSeq lists its product as uncharacterized. The coding region runs from base 61 to 1668 and encodes 535 amino acids. The record is from RefSeq and is a predicted model, not a curated record. Lineage: Eukaryota; Metazoa; Echinodermata; Asteroidea; Valvatida; Asterinidae. The transcript has a single exon.